Erigeron canadensis is the source of this 402-nucleotide messenger RNA. The record is from the annotation of a RefSeq genome assembly. NCBI's taxonomy places the organism in Eukaryota, Viridiplantae, Streptophyta, Magnoliopsida, Asterales, Asteraceae.
AUGACCUUAAAUCUUUGUGUACUGACCCCUAAUCGAAUAGUUUGGGAUUCAGAAGUGAAAGAAAUCAUUUUAUCUACUAAUAGUGGGCAAAUUGGCGUAUUACCAAACCACGCUCCAAUUGCCACAGCAGUAGACAUAGGUAUUUUGAGAAUACGCCUUAACGACCAAUGGCUAACGAUGGCUUUGAUGGGCGGUUUCGCUAGAAUAGGUAAUAAUGAGAUCACUGUUUUAGUAAAUGAUGCAGAGAAAAGUGGUGACAUUGAUCCACAAGAAGCUCAGCAAACUCUUGAAAUAGCGGAAGCUGCUUUGAGAAAGGCUGAAGGAAAGAGACAAACAAUUGAGGCAAAUCUAGCUCUCCGCCGGGCUAGGACACGAGUAGAGGCUAUCAAUGUCAUUUCGUAA